Messenger RNA from Chenopodium quinoa (quinoa), 2505 nucleotides. Its product is annotated as putative KHG/KDPG aldolase. Lineage: Eukaryota; Viridiplantae; Streptophyta; Magnoliopsida; Caryophyllales; Amaranthaceae. The transcript is spliced from 10 exons. Bases 643 to 1428 code for a protein of 261 amino acids. Gene Ontology annotation, molecular function: lyase activity. The record is from RefSeq and is a predicted model, not a curated record.
CCGUUACCCUUGAUGAAUGACGUACUAAAUAUUUCAUAUCGGCUAGAAAUCAAUUCUUUAAGCUCGGCUCGAUCUAAAAAGAAGUUGAACCUUAUUUAUAGGUUCAACCUUAAUGUAUGAUAUAUAUCAGGAUUAUCAGGUGAUACAAUAUAAAAACAUAUUUUUGGGCUUUAACCAUCCGCUUAAGCUUUUGGUUGAUAUGGUCUUAUAACAGCGGACUUGUCAGUUAGCACAAGAUCUGUGUAUACAUGGCUACCUAUUUGUGUCAUUAUAUAAAAAGCUAAUAAAAAGGCAUUGCGAAACAUGUUAACACAAAUUUGAUAAAGUAACAUUUGAAGUUGGAAUUAUAGAUAUCUAUUGCAUAGUGUGAUGUUAUAUUAAUAUUUCAUUUAUUCCCCUAAUAUUAUGACAAUUAUUAGUUUAAGAACAUUUCUAUAUUUACAUAUGUUUUUUCUUGUCCUAUAUACACUUUAUAAGGGAGUAGUUGAUAAACACAACUCUAAACGUAGCGAUAAAAAAGAACCGGAGGAAAUCUCCGCCUAUGCGGUAAAUGGACAAUUUCACAACAAUGCUUGACUGCUUGUUAAUGCAACUUUGAAAAAAAUUAAAAAAAAAAAAAUCUGUUUCAGGAGUAGAGUGGAUAUGGCAGCUGCUGGAAGUAUUGGCUUAUUAUCUAGUUCUCCUAUGUUUAGGAGUUCACCAUGUUUAUCUCAAUUGAAAGCUUCAUCAUCAUCAUCUUCAUGCAAUUCUCUCUCUCCUCAACUUCUCAAAACCAUUUCUGACAUUCAUAGUUCUGGUAUCAUUGCUUGCCUUCGUGCUCCUAGUGCAGAGCUAGCGCUUGGAGCUGCACGAGCUGCACUACGUGGUGGUAUCCAAGUAUUGGAGGUUGUGAUGUCCACUCCAGGUGUGUUUGAGGUUUUGCAACAGCUUGUGCUGGAGUAUCCAACAAUGACUUUAGGAGUAGGAACAGUUCUAAACGUCGAAGAUGCUAAAGUUGCAAAGAAGGUUGGUGCUAAGUUCCUUAUGAGUCCUGCAAUGAUCAAGCUGACCUCCUAUCUUCAGGACAUACUUGCUGAAAUCCAAGAUCAUGAAGUUCUAUACAUACCUGGUGUCAUGACUCCAACAGAAAUAUUGUCUGCUUAUAAUGCCGGUGCAAGGAUUGUCAAGGUCUAUCCUGUUUCUGCACUAGGUGGUGUCGAGUAUAUAUCAGCAGUUAAGAAGCCUUUUCAUCACAUCCCAAUGGUUGCUUCUCAAGGAAUUCAAAUGGGUCUAGUAGCAGACUUCAUCACUCGAGGAGCAUCAGCAGUAGUGUUGUCAGAUGCCAUUUUUCAAAAAGAAGCAGUUGCUCGAGGAGACUUCGACAGUAUAUCUGAACGAGCACAGUUAGCAGUUUCAAUUGGCACUGAAGCUAAAAACAGCUUAAACUAGUUAAUCAGCAACAGUUUUUUCUAAUCAAAGGCGGUGGAACUUGUUGACCACCAUUCCGGCAUUUCCUACACUUGCUUGCACCCGUGUAUGACAAGGUUGUUGUAGUAAACCAUUGCCAAAUCGACAAGUAGCUCCGACACCAGUAUAUAUAGGGCUCAGUUCAGAGUUCAUUAUGCAGUAAGACAUAACUGGACUUGGCUAAAUCUUUGAUUCAGGCUAGAUAUCUAACAGUUAGUUAGCUGACAACAUCCAAAAAGGUUGCAAUGCGGUUACUUUUUCUCUCUUGUCUUUUAAUACAGGUAAAAGGGUAAAGUUUUUCCCCGUUAGAUCACGAAGAUGUCUAACUCUUUUGAUCAUUUAUACCCUUUCCAAGCCCUCAGGAGCUCUAUCUCUCGCCGUCAGUGGGUGUAAUACCACAUACGCUGUGGUGAUAUGUUUCUGAGCAGAAUGACCAUCAUCAGAUCUAGGCAAGGCAUAUUGGAGUGAUUUCUUCUGUUCUGUUAUUUAGUACUUUGUACUCUGUAAUUCUGUAGAAGAUCUUAUGUGACAUACGAAGUAUGUAGAUUGCUGUAUUUUUUUCAUAUAUAUGAAUGUUACACCAAAGUCUUAAACUACUGGUGCGGUACUGAUUAGGAGGAACUUUCUGUCAAUUGCUUGAUUUACAUGCUUGCCUGCUUGGACAGCUGAAUUUACUACUGUGAUGUUUUUAUAAUAUGGAUCAAAUCAAUUCAAGAUAAUGUAGUGUAUUUUGUGUAAAAAAAAAAAAAAUCAAUUCUAGGUACUCUUUCCGUUUUACUUUGUUAGUUAUAUAUGGAAUCAAUCACGUAAAAUAAGAGAAAGAAGUAUUUAAGGGCAUCCACAAUAAGAGGUUUGUCAUUGGGUUUGUGGGAACAAUUUAAAGGUGGGUGUUGUUAUUUGUCGCUCCCAUUUUACCGGGUAACGCUCCCUUUUUUUCUUGAAAUUCCAAUUUUACCCCUAAUAUAUAAAUACGGUUUUUUCCUUCCCGACCAACAUUUCUCACUUCUUUACUUCUCUCUCUAACUCUCUUACUCUCUAACUCUCUAAAACAAUUUUUUU